Messenger RNA from Achroia grisella, 1041 nucleotides. RefSeq lists its product as uncharacterized. The record is from RefSeq and is a predicted model, not a curated record. The coding region runs from base 1 to 1041 and encodes 346 amino acids. NCBI's taxonomy places the organism in Eukaryota, Metazoa, Arthropoda, Insecta, Lepidoptera, Pyralidae. The transcript is spliced from 6 exons.
AUGCAAGCCGAAUACCAAAAGAAAUUGCCAACUCCCUAUUGGGAUACGGUGCACGUGAAUUAUCCCAUAAAGAAGUUUCCCAACACCGAGGAGUCCAGAGAAACCACUGCGCGACGAUGGAAAGUGCAGCCCGAAAUAUUACAUUUUGGUAGAGAACCAAUUGAGGAAAUGAAAGAAUAUUUCCGAAACUACAAUGUAACGAAGGAACUGACAAGCUCACAAACAGCUAACAAUUUCGGAUUCAAACAGUCCGAAACGCGCAGAUUUAACAAACAUACGUCUUGUGUUGACAAUGAAUAUAUAUAUCCACCUGCUAGAAAGAUUGAAGAUAGAGUACCGCAAUGUUCAGCUCAAGCAACCACAGAAAUGAAACACUCCUACACGAGACCAGAAAUUGCAGCUAGACUAGUAACAGAUAAAGAUCAGUUUAAACAUCCCGCAUGUAUGCCUGAAUCGCUCGCCUCGGAACCAACUUGGCACAAAGAGUUAGAACCUCUGGACACUACACAUGACGGUUAUGAGAAAUACUUAGAUCCGUACUUGACCACAAGCAGAUUACAUCACAGACCCUACACUGCUGAUCAGCUGAACAGACUCUCCGCUUCGAAGGACAUUGUCACAUAUUACACUCUCGGCGAUACCACCUGGGUCAGAACCCCUAAACCAAAAAUUGAAGACUGGCGACUACCAUUACGAAGACCAAAGUCAAUGUACGACAGAGAGAAAUUCAAGGAAGACUUAAGGGAAAUACGCACACAUAAUCAAAUACAAUGGGUGCCAAGAACAUUCCGUACUGAAGUUAGAGACAAUUACACACCUCAGUCCUCGAAUAUUGGAGACUUGGAUGACGAAGUUCGUACAUACUACAAAAGACGCGUUGCCAAAUUAUCUACGCGAUCCCAUCAAGAACAGACGGCAAUACAAACUGCGUACAAAUCGGAGAAUACUCAAAUUGGAUCUGACAAACCUCUGUGUAGCAUUUUGGAUCCUUAUGUUGAGAGAAAUAAGAGGUUGCAAGCUAAAAUUAAUCGUAACACGUGA